AUGGAAGGCAAGCAGGAGAGUCAAGAAAGGCUGGAGAAAUGCAUUUACGGCUAUUUAGUGGCAAAUAAUAUGCGAUCAGUUGCUGAUACCUUCGCCGCUGAGGCUCGUUUGAGUUCAUCUGUUAUUGAUUCCCCUCCAGAAAAAUUCCUCCAAGAUUGGUGGAGUGUCUUCUGGACGACUUACUCUUCUAGGCCUUCGAACCAUUUUCAAUCCAUACCAACAACUCCAUUCCAGGUGCCAAAUCCAUAUGGGAUUUCUAUGCCACCAAACAUUAUUGGUGGAACAACAGGUUUAUAUAAUCCACGACAGAUAUCCACAGCCACAAUGCCUGGAGAACCAGUUCAGCAUAAUCAGCAGCGGCGGCGGCGCCGCCGCUCACGACUUGCUCCGGUGGAGCAUGAUAAACCCUGCCGCCGCUCACGACUUGCUCCGGUGGAGCAUGAUAAACCCUGCCGCCGCUCACGACUUGCUCCGGUGGAGCAUGAUAAACCCUGCCGGUGA
Messenger RNA from Andrographis paniculata, 501 nucleotides. RefSeq lists its product as uncharacterized. The record is from RefSeq and is a predicted model, not a curated record. The transcript has 4 exons. Gene Ontology annotation, molecular function: protein binding; transcription corepressor activity. Bases 1 to 501 code for a protein of 166 amino acids. Lineage: Eukaryota; Viridiplantae; Streptophyta; Magnoliopsida; Lamiales; Acanthaceae.